AAUCCAACCGACCCACCCCAACCAUCUCGUCGUCGGCCGCUGAAAAACACCUUAGCUUUCAUCGGCCUUCAGAUUCGUUCGACUGUGACUCCAGAUCCAUUGUACCGAGACGUCGACGAGUGAUGAGAGAAGCCAUAUACGGAAUGGGCCUUUAUCUUUGGACGACGACGCAUACAUGGAGAAAGAGACGGCAGCGGCGAUGCACCAUCGACGCACCUUCUUCUGUACUUGCCACUUGCCUCCUCCAUCGCCAUCGUCGCCGCCUACCAUCUCUCGGUAUCCGUAUCUCUGUGACUCUGUCGCUGCUUGCCUUCAUCGCAGGACGCUUUGGCUGCCUCAACGGUAUGUUGUCCAUCGCCCCACUGUAUGCAAUGACGGUUUGUGUACAAAGAGGAGAGAGGGGAGAGAGGGGGGAGUGGGGGGAGGCCGUGAGUGUGAGUGAUGUUGGGAGGGAAGUUUUUAUAUGGGUUAAUUGCAUGAUGAUUAGUUAUUGAGAUUACCAAAAAACGUUUAUGUUUGGUCAAUCAAAAUACUUAAAUCCAUUCAUAAUCAUUAGAUUUGGUAAAAACCAAUUCAAGUUUGGUCACUCUCCGUCCAACUCCAUUAACUUUGUCUAAUGUGGCAGUCAACUCUCAAAGUUGAUCGUUAAAUGUUUGACGUGACAAUUAAAGAAAAAUCAAAAUUUCCACCUCAUUAUCACUACCACUAAAAUGAAAAAUAAAAAUAAUUAAUUUAGGACUUUGCUAUGGUGACAUGCACUUUUCGGUCGACCUCAUAUAGGAUUAGGUCGACCUAAUAUGCUGUUUUAGUGCAAAAACAGUUUCAUGGUGCCUACUUUGGAGAUUCAUAUCUUACAAUUGGCUAGAUGGAAAUUGGAGAUCAAUGACUUGUUUCGAAGCUGAAGUGUCCCUCUACACAUUAAAGUACUUGGGAGCUCAAUAAAAAGUCCAGAACACCAUUUUUGGACCUGAUCAAAACGCUAUGCCAAAACUUGGUAACUGCCUGAAAAUGCCAAAGUCUGGGAACGUGUUUGUUAAGCAUACUUUGGAACUCAAUUCGAGAAGCAUGAAUGCGAAUCGAGUCCAGGGGCCUCUACCACGUUAAAUUAUGUAUGUUUUUAUACAAAUUCAAGGCAUUGGAUGAAAGAUUAAAUAUUUGUAAGACUUCAAACAAAAGGAUCGAAGUUACUUCGAAUAUUGUUUUUCUAGCAGUUUGCUUGUGCUCGAAGUCUGUCAGAAAAACUGUCUUCGUAGCAACUAAACUCAUCAGUUGCCGUGAUUAAGAUCUCCACACUUGGAUUUAAGUUAAUCUUCAAAAUGAGUUUAAUUGUUGGAUCAAAGUUUGCGAUUGAAAAAAAUCGAGGAAAAUGACCGUUUUGCCCUUUUCUUAUAUACUGACGGUACAUGUGGCACCGGCUGAGUGGUGGAGAUGCAGGGAACCAAAGAAUCCAAUUGGAAGGCGGAAGGGGCUGCUUCUGGAGCUUUCUUUAGCGGCCUGCCUUUUUUCCUCCCUCCCUCCCUCUAUAUAUACACAAACUGCGGAGGUUGCCUGCUUUGAGAGAAGCUUCGAGAGGUAUCGGGAGAUAGCUUGAGAGCGAGGAAGAGGGAAGAAUGUCGUACCUGCUGCCGCACCUGCAUUCAGGAUGGGCGGUGGAUCAGGCCAUUCUCACGGAAGAAGAGCGCGUCGUCAUCAUCCGCUUCGGCCACGACUGGGACGACACCUGCAUGCAGGUAACAAUUCAUAUUACAACACUCACAUUUGAUUCGAUUUCAUUUCCAUCUCCAAUUUCUGCAUUCGUAUGGCGAUAUUGCAGGCAGCUAGCAGCUUUGGGCAAUCGUUUCUAUUGAAUCAAUUUUGCUAUUGAAUCAUAUGUUCCGGGGUUGGCCCCAAUGGGCCGGGCCUCGUUUCUUGUUGGUUUAUAUCCGGCCCGCUCGGUGCGUAACGCACAAGCUAUCUUUCCACCUUUACUUUAGAGUUAGCCACUCGGCUCGGCUCGGCUAUCUGACUACGACGAAACAACACAAUAUCCAACGACUGAGUCUUUCCUUGUGAAUUUAGGGAUUGCAAUUUCCGGAAGAUCAACUUACUGGAGAGGAGAGGAGAGGAGGACUGAGUAGGCCAAAGCUGCGGGGAUGUCGUACUUGCUGCCGCACUUACACUCAGGGUGGGCCGUCGAUCAGGCCAUCCUCGCCGAGGAAGAGCGUCUCGUGGUCAUCCGAUUCGGCCACGAUUGGGAUGAGACCUGCAUGCAGAUGGAUGAAGUGUUGUCCUCUGUCGCUGAUACGUUGAAGAACUUUGCGGUGAUAUACCUGGUGGACAUCACUGAGGUGCCUGAUUUCAACACAAUGUACGAGCUGUACGAUCCAUCCACAGUUAUGUUCUUCUUCAGGAACAAGCACAUCAUGAUCGAUCUUGGCACUGGAAACAACAACAAGAUCAACUGGGCUCUCAAGGACAAGCAGGAGUUUGUCGACAUUGUGGAGACGGUGUAUCGUGGAGCGAGGAAGGGACGUGGUCUCGUCAUUGCACCUAAGGACUACUCCACCAAGUACCGGUACUAGAAGAGUUCUUCAGAAGGAACUGUGGAAUGUUAUCUGGACCAGGUGAUACUGGAUGAUUCCUCAAAUGCUGUUACACAGCACUGCCAAAUAUUGCUACUGAUGUAUUGUCGCAUGUAAGAAUUUGAACCAAGAUGGAAUGGUGUAAGGAUGUCAUUUCAUUCUUAUGUUGGCUACCUUUUUCAUCCUCCUAGUUGGAAUGGUGGAACCAUAUCAUUAAGAACAAGAUGA
Messenger RNA from Linum trigynum, 2789 nucleotides. NCBI's taxonomy places the organism in Eukaryota, Viridiplantae, Streptophyta, Magnoliopsida, Malpighiales, Linaceae. The record is from the annotation of a GenBank genome assembly.